Poecilia reticulata (guppy) is the source of this 4259-nucleotide messenger RNA. Its product is annotated as oligodendrocyte-myelin glycoprotein-like. NCBI's taxonomy places the organism in Eukaryota, Metazoa, Chordata, Actinopteri, Cyprinodontiformes, Poeciliidae. Gene Ontology annotation, biological process: neuron projection regeneration. Gene Ontology annotation, molecular function: protein binding. The record is from RefSeq and is a predicted model, not a curated record.
GAGAAAAUGUAAAACAAAACAAAACUACUAAUAAAAACAAAACAAAAAAAAAAGUUUAAAGGGUGUGAAAACUUUCGCGAGGCGUUGUAGCCGAGCCUGGGGUGACCAGGAGGCAGAAGUGCAGCAGUGCAGUGCAAGAUGGAGAGUUGGCUGUAUUGCUGAUGACAGGUGGGAUGCUGCAGAGGAGGAGAGUCCUCUGUAAUAAAUCUUGAGGCUUUUUGUGGCAGCCUCUACAUUUACAGCCAAUUACAGCACUUCAUCGACUUGUACAGGGAGGGGGGGGGUUGUUCUUUAGAGAGGGAUGAUUUAUAUUGAGCAGAUAACUGAUAACAGUCUUUAUUUUAAGUACAAACAGCCAGUUAAACCAAACUGAACAGCAGUUGUUCUUUGGAACACGGGAGUGGAUCUUUAAAGCCGAGAGAUUUAAAAGGGACUAAGGAGUUUCCCUAGUGGGGAUCCGUGUAUGCAGAGAGCCCCUCCAUUAUGCGCUCCAUUUCUCCUUCCCAAUACUUCUCCCUGCUAACACGCCACCCCUCCCCUCUCACUUCCACUGCACACAGUAAAUCCAGAGCCUGCAGUGCCUGAUCGAGCCAACCCUUAAAGAUCCAUAAGAUGCAGUAGUAAACUCUCAGCUUGCACAGGGAGGAAGAAGAGGGACUGAACUGCACGCAAGUUUAGGGCAGAACACCUGCACUGGACAAGUGAGCAGGGGUCAAAUACUAAGAUAGACAUACAUAGGAGAGACGGGAGGUGGGCGGGGGGGGGGGAGAAGGAAAAWAAAUUCACCUUCAGCAGAGCACCAGCUGGUCCCGAGCUUGAAAGCAGCAGAGAGGAGACAGAAGAGGUGCUGAGCGGCAAAAAGGAGCAGAGAAAAAGUGACUGGAAUGAUAAGAUGAGGAGCAGGCCCGUGAUGUUAAAGCCGUUUCUUAAUGAGGCCCUCCUGGAGCUGGUGCUCGUGCUGUGGCUCGGGCUCCGCGUCCUGGCCGUGUGCCCCUCCGUGUGCUCCUGCAGCCGCAGCCACAGAGAGGUGGACUGUUUCCRGAGGAGCUUGAGAGAGCUCCCCGACGGCUUGCAGCACAACAUCCUCUCCCUCAACCUGUCCCACAACCGGCUCCUCCAUCUGGACGACAGGCUCGCCUCGUACACCCACCUCCGCGUCCUGGAUUUGUCCCACAACAGGCUGAGCCGCCUUCCCAGAGGCCUGCCUCGCUCCCUCUGGGAGCUCCGCGCCUCGUCCAACCGCAUCCAGCUGCUGGACAAGAACGAUACAGUCUACCACUGGAACCUGAAGACCCUCGACCUCUCGGGCAACAAGGUAGAGAGGGCCGUCUUCAUCAAUAACACAAUGCCUGAGCUGCACAUGCUCAACCUCAGCAAGAAUCACUUCUACACUUUGCCCACUAACCUCCCUGCGCACCUGGAGACCGUCGAUCUGUCCCACAACAUGCUUCUGAAGGUGCUGCCGGGCUCUCUUGACCGACUCCCAAAGUUAACCCACUUCUACCUGCACUCUAACCGCUUCUCCUCACUGCCCUUUGGAGUUUUGGACAAGAUGGUUUCACUUAGAGUCGUCACUCUGGGCAGCAACCCUUGGGCUUGCCACCUUCACGAGGUCGACUACUUGCUGUCUUGGACUCAGAGCACCUCGGCGCUUGUGCUCGGCUGCCCCUGCUACACCCAGCCCGUGUGUGGAACGACGCACUCCAGCAGGACCGGAGGUUUGCACUUUGGCUCCUUUGUUCUGCCUCCACUGGCAGUCAGUGCCUCGGAUCUGAGCUCACCCGAAGACGGCGUCACGCCGUGGUACUGGUCCGUCUCCGCUCAGCGAAGCACGCCCCAAACCCGCAGAGAGUCUCUAAACACGGGGCACGAUGCCUUCACGGAAACAGCCAUCAGCAUUUCCACCUUAACGAUUAAUCACCUGGCUGGAACCGGCAGCCGAGAGGACAUAGAUCAUCUCAUCUCAGGCACAAAGGAAGCUUCAUCCUCGGCCCCACUCCACACCGCAGACUCAUCCCAUUUCUCUGACAAAAGUCUCAUUACCGACACAUCUAAAGGAAACGGCGUGGAGCUGGCCACCGAUCGAUUCUUUAUAACCGAGGCCUCCUCCACCCAAACAAAGAGGACCGCCACUCUCCGCACCAGAAGCGUCAGGAGACAGAAUCAGUUGCCUUCCGGAGGCAUCAGAAACAGCAGCCCAACCUUCUCCUGGUUUGGUUUCCUUCACAACUUGUGGCUUUUCCCUCUCGUUUUGCCUCAAGUCAUCUGACGGAUGGUGUGAAGUGUUCGUGGCAAAAUGUGAAUUUAAAGCAAAAAAAAAAAUAAUGAUAAUAAAGCACAAGAGAGAUGAUACUGGAACAGUUGUUACACCCACAGAAGCCAUGUUUCCAGAGAAAGUUUAGAUGGUAAAAAAAAAAGAAAAGAAAAUAGAAAAUAUGUCUUUAACCACUUUUUUUUGGAUUACAUAAGGUUCACACUAAUGCCAGCAAAAUGGAUUUUUAAAAAAUGUGAAAAUGGAGUGUUCAUCUCUUUAUGUCAUUGCCUCAACAUAUGACACCAUCCUUCCAAUAUUUUGGAAACUGACACACAAUGAUUCAAACAAACAUCAAGGUGCAGCGGCUUAUAAAAUUCUUAUCUGCUAUGUUACAACUGCAAAACUUUGGUGCAUUUCAUUAGGAUUUUAUAAGGCUGAAAGGUAGAGAGAGAAGGAUGCAUGGUCUCUAGACGUUUUCACAAGCAAAAACCUGACUAGAUUUGCACGUGUUCACUGUUACAAUCUGGUAUUUUUUCCUUCCUCUUCACAAAAACGAAGAGCUUCUGUCUUGAAAGCCGCAUCAACUUUAGAACGUGAGAAAAUGUGAACCGUUUCAAGACGUGUGAAUAAUUAUACAGGACGCUGCAUACGGUCACAUUUACUCAUCCAAAACAUGUCUUGUCAACGGGGAACUGUGCCUUUACCAUCCUUACAACGCCACCGAUGUGUUUGAAAUGGUUCUCUCACGAGAGGCCGACAGUCACAUCCCAUCAUUCGCCCUCAGAGUCUCGUUUAAGAAACUAUCUUAAAAAUUGUUGAAAUUAUUUCAACAAGCAGUUUACAGUUUAGAUAAUCGUCCACAAAUCUCUGAAAGUCAAUGUGGGGUCUGUGAAACUUGUAAUAGUUUGGAGGUGGUUUUUUUUUUGUUUAUGUCUGGAGUAACUUUAAUGAUGGGAGUGUUUUUAAACCCUAGCGGAGUAUCACCAGAAAAUUAAUGUGAGAGGGCCGAGAGUUCACGGCCAAUCUGCAUCGGCUUUUCAGCCUCAUUAGCUCUGUUUGUAAUGAAUGCUUCUCGGCCUUUGCAAUUUUACACAGAUGAAGCCCUGAUGUCCUCUGAUGAUCCCUCCCCGUUCUUUGUUUGUUUUUGUUUCCAAAAGACUCUUGAACGCUCUUUUUGUCCAAAUUUUAGCCAGCAUCCUCUCUCGACACUCUUCAGCUUUUACAUUGACAAAAAAAGCAUUUUUUUUAUUAAUAUAAAAAGAAAUGGUGCAACAUUUGUUAUGCUGCUUCUUUUAAAAGACUCUUCUUGAACAUUUGCGAGGAAAAAACAGAACAAUGAAUGUAAUGAAUGAAGCUAAGCACAUGAUGGCACUAUACAUUCAGCAAACAGCUUGUUGUGGAGCUGAAUCCUUCUUUGACUUUCUGCCAACGCUGCCUGAGAAGCUUUUCUGUUACACCUGUGGUCCACAAUAGAUGUUCAGUGUCAUUUUUAUUUUCUCACUCUUUUUUUUUUAAUUGCAAGUUUUAUUUUGCUUUCUGAAACCCACUUUUUUUUUCCUCAGCUUUUUAACAAAUGCAGUGUUUUCUGCGGACGUCCCCAAUCCCUGUUUCCUGUGAUUCUGCUAACUCAUUUUGAGCAUUCUGUGUUGGAGCCAACUUCUCCCUGGACAGGAUGUAUACAUUUGUAACGACACGAGUUCAACAGGAAGCAACAGAGACUGUUGUCGAACGGAGGGUAAACAAAUGGACGAUAUAUCUAAUGAACAGCGAGUGCAGAGCGCCUCUUGCGUAUUUUGAUCACAUCUUAGACUUAAGUGUCCUUCAUGAUUCACUGACGCUGGUGAAAAUCAUCUGCAUGGCGACUGAACGUUUGGGGAAUGCAAACUUCCUGGUGUUUCACUGCAGAGCGUUAAAGCGUAGAGUUUGUCAUUUUUUUUUUUCUUUUCCUGUAGAAUGCUAAGAUAUUCAAAUCCUCCUGAUUGCAUUAAACAGCUGUGAUGCACCA